UCCCGCUCCGGUCCCCAGCGGGGAGGGACCCGCAUCCCGAACGGGCUCCGGUCCCGCGUCCCCAACCGGCUCCAGUCCUGAACGGGGAGGGACCCGCAUCCUGCUCCGGUCCUGAACCGGGGAGCACCUGCACCCCGACCCAGCUGCCCCCAAACCGGGAGGGACCCGCAUCCCCCUCCAGCCCUGAACUGGGAGGGACCCGCACCCCGAGCCGGCUGUGCCCUGAAUCGGGAGGAGUCUGCGCCCCGGUGAAACUGCAGCCAAGCCCGGAGGGACCCGCACCCCAAACCAGCCAUGCACCCCGAACCGACUGCACCCUGAACCGGAAGGGUCCUGCACCCCAAACCGACUGCACCCUGAAGCAGGUGAGUCCUACGCCCCGAACCAGCCCUGAACUGGGAGGUACCCGUGCCCUGAACCAGCCAUGCACCCCGAAGUGGCUGCCUGCUGACCCAGGAGGGACCCUGCACCCCAAAUUUGUCCCCUGAUCCUGCCGUACCUUAAAGCAGGAGGGACCUGCACCCCAAAACCUCCGUGCGCCUGGUCUGGCUGCAUCGUGACGUGAUGGAUAACGCCCUGCCGCUGGAAGCGGAGCUGGAUCACCGGUGGCUGCUCAACGCCUCCUUCAACGAGUCCUUCGCCAACCAGUUCGUGCAGCCCCCGUGGCAGGUGGCCCUGUGGGCUGUCGCCUACGCCCUCAUCGUGGUGGUGUCGGUGGUGGGGAACGUGGUGGUGAUGUGGAUCAUCCUGGCUCACAAGAGGAUGCGCACCGUCACCAACUACUUCUUGGUGAACCUGGCGUUUGCCGAAGCCUCCAUGUCCGCCUUCAACACGGUGGUGAACUUCACCUACGCCAUCCACAACGAGUGGUACUACGGGCUGCUCUACUGCAAGUUUCACAACUUCUUCCCCAUCGCCGCCGUCUUCGCCAGCAUCUACUCCAUGACGGCCAUCGCCCUGGACAGGUACCACUUCUGCAUGACCAUCCUGAUCUACUUCUUGCCACUUCUGGUGAUAGGAUGUGCCUACACUGUGGUCGGCAUCACCCUCUGGGCGAGCGAGAUACCCGGCGACUCCUCCGAUCGGUACCACGAGCAGGUCUCGGCUAAGCGGAAGGUAGUGAAGAUGAUGAUCAUCGUGGUAUGCACGUUCGCGGUGUGCUGGCUGCCCUACCACAUCUACUUCACCCUGCAAUAUUUCAGCCCCGAGUGGUACCUGCAGAAGUUCAUCCAGCAGGUCUACCUGGCGAUCAUGUGGCUGGCCAUGAGCUCCACCAUGUACAACCCCAUCAUCUACUGCUGCCUCAAUGACAGGUUUCGUGUGGGGUUCAAGCACGCAUUUCGGUGGUGCCCGUUCGUCAGCGCCAGUGAGUACGAGGGCCUGGAAAUGAAGUCAGCCAGGUACCUGCAGACACAGAGCAGCAUGUACAAAGUCAGCCGGAUAGAGACCACCGUGUCCUCAGCGGUUGGUGGGGCCGAAGAGGAGCUGGAGGAGAGCAGCAAGGCCAAGCGUCUCUCCGUAGACAUGACCUCCAACGGCUCCUCCCGCAGCGACUCCAAAACGGUCUCCGAAAGCUUCAGCUUCUACUCCAACACACUCACCUAAGGGGCUCCCUGGCUCCGUCAGCCGCUCACAAGGGUGCCACCAUCCCCCUUCCCUCACUGGGAUGCUGUUUUGCUCAGUCCACCCAGCAUCAUCACCCUGGUUUGUGAUGUGCCAGCUUUUUUCCGUGCUGUUUUAUCGUCUCUUGCUGUGCCGCUCGCUCGCCAUCCUUGGGCGAGCCCGAGAGCUAAAGCUUUGGAUUAGUUUCAUGUGCUCCACCGUGGCUCGUGUCCGAGCACAGGGGAGGUCUGGCUGGCCUCCGCCUUGCUCACUGCCUGUCCAACCCACCACGUGCCAGGCGGGUGGAUAGGAUGCAGGCAUGGGGCAGAACUGGGAUUUUCUCCGAAACCGUAAGUACAACAUCGGCAGGCACUUCCCUGCUCUCUGUACAGCAGCAGGGAUCUCCCAGGGCAUCCCAGCCCACAGGAAAAUGAACCAGUCUUGCACUUUCGUCCUCCCAUCUUUCAUUUCAUUCUCCCUGUCACUCUCAGCGGGGUAUUCAAUUCAAAAAUCCAGAAAAAAAUCGCUCUUUUCAACUUCAGGAGCCUGUACGUCCAUGGGGCACCACCAGCCACUUGGUGCUUCAACUCAGAUCCAGGCAUUUCUGCAAAGUCUCAACUCAUCUCCGGCACCCGCAUCCCUCUGCACGAUGGUCUUCUGUCGCCACUCCACAACACAGCUCAUCGAAACAGAGCUCUCGGAAAGGGUUUCUGAACUGAGCCAGACUUUGGUUGCUGUUAAUCAACCGCAUGUGCCAAAAGCAAUCACUGUGAUUUCCUAAAAGGCCCAAGGAGAUGUCUCUUGGAGACAUUUUGGAAGCCUGUGGAGGUCUGGAGAAGAAGAGACUGACAGUACUGAAAUGUUUUUCACAACCUGGAAAUGUCUAGAGCUGCACAGAAAGGGGCAUGGUAGGAUUCUGUCAGAAAAACAAAGUUUUGCCAGCAUACAAGAUUGGAAGGGAAACAAGAAUUUUGCAGACAUUUUUUUACUCAGAGGAGGGUUGAAAUGAUUCACUUCCACUUUCUGGAUUUUGUUUUAAUCAGGAAAACCUUUUUUUUUCUUUUCAUUCCCCUGUCUUUCGCAUAAAACAUUAAGUUGAUGAUGUGUACCCGGAUAUAUCUAAUAUUUUAGCCCUCUUAUAAUGGAUAAUUUUCACUGGGGGUGUCCAUACCAAGGGCUCCUUUGGUCAGCAAAGGUAUGAACAUACACUCAAAGGGGGAAAAAAAACCCAAACAACUAAAUAAAAUGAAAGGUGGGUGAACUUGCCUUGUUGGGAACAAACCCACAAGUUUGGGGGCAAUUUGGGGGCAGUUGUAUCAACUGCUCCUUGCUCCUGGUCCAAUCUCCCACCUUCGGUGUAGAAAUCAGACUCCUAAAGUGGAUUCACUGCAAGGUAGAAACGCUGGAGAGAUGCACGACAGAUUUUCACAGGGCAAGGAAACUGCUCCUUCGUUUUAAAGCAGCUGAACACCAGACCCUGAUGAGUACAGUAAUUUCCAGAAGUAAAGCAGAGGUGACUUUUGGAGCUGUUCAACUCUCCAGCCUCCGCACUGGUUGUUGGAAGAUCCAGUCAUUAAUAAAUCCCAGCCACGGUGGUUCCUGGAGGUAAAAAGACGCGUAUUUAAGCAACGACUCCAGCAGAAAUUAAGUGAGUGGGCAGAGAGAUGAAUCCAAGAGAAACAAAAUGGCUGCAAAACCAGAUGGACAAGAAUGAUCAUUCUUACCCAAAAUCCUGCCAAGUGCCAUCAGCGAGGAGCAGCUCUUCCAGCCACUUCCACGCUCUUCCCGAGUGCUGUAACUACGUGACGUUAAAAACCGCCUUCACACACAUGCUGGAAUACGCUCUUUUCUUCCUGCUUAAACUUCCACUUCUCACCGUUCUUGUCGCCUUAAGACACAUUUACAUAUUUCCUUGCCACUGCCUCCCGCAGCCCUGUGGCAUGGAGAAGGGGGAACUGCACGAGCCUGCCCGGGGGAUUUGCUUUUACAAAAAAAGCACCAACCCCAGGCAGCAGUGAUCGAAGGGAUGGGCGAUGCCAAGGGGUUUAACGCAAGGAUUGGACGUGGAAACUUUUCCCGCCAACUCCACAGGAGCUGUGCUGCCAAUACACGAGAAGGUGCUACAAACCAGAGCCAAAUUCUGAUUUACUCCCAGCUGCCAACCCAAAUUCAAAAUGAAAAUGAAACCAAAUAUCUGGAAAUGGUGUAGAGAGCUGAAUCUCUAGGAGAUCCAUACACCCCACGCACAAGGGUUUUGUGUCAGGCUGGGAGCCUCGAGAAAUCAGCGUUUAGGAAAAAAAAAAAAGAAAAAAAAGUUAUGUGUGUGUGUGUGUAUGUAUAUAUAUAACCAUGCUGCCCUUUCGUCCUCCGUGUUUUAUGCCCCAAGGAUGCUGUGGUCAUGAGACGUGCAGAGAAACGACAACUGUCUUCCCACAAGCAAUGCUCAGCUUGAGACGUGGGAUAACCCCACGGGCGUGCAUGAAGGCUUCAAUUCAAGCUGAGAGUUUACAGCCCAAAACGCUUCUUGUGCAUCUUGUAAAAAAACUCUCUCUUGAAGUAAAGUGGGGAAAACAAAAGUCCCACCUGUUAUAAAUAGUGCCAACGAUCGCAGCGGAGCCUGCCUGGGACAGCCAGGCCGAGGGGAACGUGUCAAAGGAUCGUUCAGCUGAUGGAGACCAAUGCAGGAAAACCCAAAUGUUCUGUGUAAACGGGCACAGCGCACCCAGACCCGGGUUUUUCCUUUCCCCCCUCCGAGUGCCAAAUUAUUUUAUCAAGUGGAGGGAGGAGUAGGGACGAGGCUCUUUUCACAUUUAGGAUCUAAACCAACCCGCGAGAUGGGAUGUUGGGGUCAGGUCCGUGUCCACGCAUAUCGGGCAACAUCACCUGGUUUCACCAACCCUGGGGGGCUCUGUGCAUGCAAAUGCCACGGAGAAAUCUUCGUUUGAAGACUGAAAAGCCUAAAACAAGACACCCCCACCCAGGCUUGGGGGUGGGACAUCUAACCCGACGGCAAGCCCAGUCUCUGCACUAUUUCCAGCUCUCCUUUCACACGGGUCAGCUGGAAUACAGAGGCUUUCUCUGGUUUAUUAAGCCUGUUUCCCUGGUUUGCUUGCAGAUCUCUGAUUAGAAAUUCAAUUGCAAAGCGAGACAGUUUCUUUGUCUCUUUCCUGGCUUUCUGAAAUGCAAACUAAUAGCAUCUGGAGAGAAUCAUUCAGCAGGUCUGUGCACAUCCCUUUGCCAUCUCCUCUUUGGAGGCAAACAGAUAACUCCGCCAUCAUUAAGGGGAGCUGCCUAAGCCCAAUUAUAACUCACUCAAAGCCAAAACCAUUGCAGAAGGGAGCUCUGAAACCCAAAUCCCCGCCUGAAGCCAUCUCCUUACCCCCAGGAGAUUGAUUAUAAGCUCAGGUUUGCUUCCUGGCACUCAGAAAUUGCUCUUCCCACCUAGCUCCCAGCAGGAGCAUGGAGCAGCAAAUCCUCGUCUCCGUACAUACAUACCUCCAGUCUGCUCAACUGCUCCAAAACACAACAUUUACACACAGUUUCAUGUGUAACCAUUUAUCUCCCACCAGCUCAAAACAA
Athene cunicularia (burrowing owl) is the source of this 5181-nucleotide messenger RNA. RefSeq names its product tachykinin receptor 1 (gene TACR1). The record is from RefSeq and is a predicted model, not a curated record. Gene Ontology annotation, molecular function: substance P receptor activity. The transcript has 4 exons. Bases 565 to 1605 code for a protein of 346 amino acids. Gene Ontology annotation, cellular component: plasma membrane; sperm midpiece. NCBI's taxonomy places the organism in Eukaryota, Metazoa, Chordata, Aves, Strigiformes, Strigidae. Gene Ontology annotation, biological process: positive regulation of flagellated sperm motility; G protein-coupled receptor signaling pathway.